Stylophora pistillata is the source of this 2707-nucleotide messenger RNA. Its product is annotated as peroxisomal acyl-coenzyme A oxidase 3. Gene Ontology annotation, cellular component: peroxisome. NCBI's taxonomy places the organism in Eukaryota, Metazoa, Cnidaria, Anthozoa, Scleractinia, Pocilloporidae. The record is from RefSeq and is a predicted model, not a curated record. Gene Ontology annotation, molecular function: FAD binding; fatty acid binding; pristanoyl-CoA oxidase activity. Gene Ontology annotation, biological process: lipid homeostasis; fatty acid beta-oxidation using acyl-CoA oxidase.
CUAUUCACCUUGGACGACCUUCACAAUGUACGGCCAUCUUGAGUCAUCAAAAGAAAACAUUGCACAAAUUCACAAUAAUCUAGAAAAGGGGGUCUGUUCCAAUCGUGCAGAACAGCAUUAAUUAAUAUCAGAGAGCAGCAAGAUCACGUUAAAAUGUCAGAGUUCUCGAUGGCCAGCCAAGAUGAGGUUGUAAGACAUUUUCCUCCAGGACCGUUGGACAUUUAUCGUAAACACGCUUCUUUCGACUGGUUUCAAAUGAAAAUCUUUGUGGAUGGGGGAGAAGAUGUGGUCAGAUUUCAAUACAAUAUGUGGAAAACCAUGGAGAAAGACCCACUAUUUGACCGUACAAACGAUUGGAAAUUGAGUAUGGACGAACGCCGGCGUGUAACAAUGGAGCGAUGCAAGAGAAUUUCAGAGUACAAUUUUUUGACGGACAAUGAUGUUAUGGCAAGACCACUCUUGGUUCAGGUAUUUGGUGACGCCUUAGGAAUGUAUGACUGGAGUUUGUCAACAAAAGUUACGUUAAAUGUUUCGAUGUUUGCUCGUCAAGUUAAAACAUCAAGCACACAUGAACACAUCCAAGAACUUGGAGAUAAAGCUACAAGGUUUGAAGUCUUUGGUUGUUUUGCUUUGACUGAGUUAACACAUGGAAGCAACACUAAGGGUGUUCAAACUACAGCUACUUACGAUCCAUCAUCACAGGAGUUUGUGAUCCAUACACCAAACUAUGAAGCUACAAAGUGUUGGGUUGGCAACUUGGGAAGAACUGCUACUCAUGCCAUAGUAUAUGCACAACUUUACACACCUGAUGGGGUCUGCCAUGGACUCCACUCAUUUGUUAUUCAAGUACGAAGCACCACAGAUCUCUUACCAAUGCCUGGGGUGACUGUGGGAGAUCUUGGAGAGAAACUGGGUCAAAAUGGAUUAGAUAAUGGGUUUGUGUCUUUUAACCAUGUUCGUAUUCCACGGGAACACUUGCUGAACAGAACAGCUGAUGUGACACCUGCAGGGAAGUAUGUUACACCGUUUAAAGACCCAAACAAAAGAUUUGGUGCUGCACUGGGUGCUUUGUCUGGUGGACGAGUUGGGAUAACAAGUAUGGCUGUAAUCAAUUUGCGGUUGUGUAUGCCUAUUGCUAUAAGGUACUCUGCUGUUCGAAAACAGUUUGGCCCACCUGGAAAGGAUGAAAUUCCUGUAUUAGAAUAUCAAAUGCAGCAAUGGAGACUGAUUCCCAAGUUAGCAGCAACAUAUGCUCUAGCUUAUUUUGCAAGGACCUUCUUUAUGAAUUUUGUUGAGCUACAAGUUGGCAUGAUGAUGGGAGAAUCAGGUGAAGUACAAGCUGCUUUGGGACGCGAGAUCCAUGCCCUGUCAUCAGCCAGCAAACCUCUGGCUGGUUGGGUUGCACAAAGCACUAUUCAGGAAUGCCGUGAGGCCUGUGGUGGUCAUGGUUACCUUGCAAUCAACAGGUUUGGUGAAUUAAGGGAUGAUAAUGAUCCCAACUGCACUUACGAAGGAGAUAAUAACAUGCUUCUAUGGCAAACUAGUAGUUAUCUCUUGUCCCAACUGGAAGCUAAACAGAAAGGUUCCCAUAUUUCCAGUCCUCUUCACACAUCUGACUUCAUAAAUGACAUGGAACAGAUCAUGACACAAAAAUUUGAUGCAAGUACAGAGCAAGAAUGUAGGAAUCCUGAUUUUCUAGUUGGAGCAUACCAAUGGCUUGUUUGUUACUUGCUAAAAGAGAGUGCUCACAAGUUCCAGAAAGAGCUGGCAGGUGGAAAGGACUCUUUUGCAGCCAAGAAUGACAGCCAAGUAUUUUUUUGUAGAUCAUUGGCACUUGCUUUCAUUGAGUGUACAAUUUUGAAGAGAUUCAAAGAAGCAAUUUUCAAUGAGGAUGAAACUCCACAAGCACUUAAACCAGUUCUUCUCAAACUUUGUUCAUUGUAUGGUGUGUCCUCUUUAGAGACGCAUCUCACCACUCUAUACCAAGGUGGCUUCUGUUGCUCAGUGAAUGAUGCCAGAAUUGUAAGAGCAGCCAUUCUUACUCUUUGUUGUGAGUUGAAGAACGAAGCUGUAGCUCUUGUGGAUGCCUUAGCCCCACCGGAUUUUAUUCUUAACUCGCCCAUUGGUCACAGUAAUGGAAAGGCUCAUGAAAACUUACAUGCUGCGAUUAUGCAAAAGCCAGAGAACAAGGAAAGAAUUUCCUGGUGGAAGGAGUGUCGUCAACUUCCGAGUAUCAGAAAUCGUAGUAAGUUGUGAUAGAGAACGCCGCCGGAAACGUUUGCUCACGGAUUUUCUUCAGUUUUCUUCGCUUCUCUUCGGUUUUCUUCUGUUGACAAGAGAAAGUUAAUGUCUUGUACUUGGCUCAUUGGCAGCUUGACUGGAUACAUAUUGAUUGUCCAAUGAGGUUUGAGAACAGGGUGGAAAACAAGGAAGUUGCUCCUGGAAGGAUAAAGUCACGAGAAAUGACAUGGUGAUUGCUUCUGAGAAAGAGUUCAAUAGUGAUUGACAGCUUGUUAAAAGUUGCGCUUCUUACGAGAACAGUAUGGGUUAAAACCUUUUAAAGCCGUCGUUGUUGUGUUUUGAACGCCCUUUCUAAAUUUGUAAAAUUAGAAGACUAUUUAUGAUAUUACCGGUACAUCCGAAAACGUUUCCCAUUCAUAGGUUAAAUAUUUACUCAACUAAAGAAAUAAAUCGAAAAAUAACAUCA